AUGAUGCUUGACAAAAGAUCCCCUUAUCAGGAGGGAAGUCUCUGGUACUAUGCGCCCAACCAAGGAGCGCCCAUCUCUUUCGCAAUAAUGUUUGCUGUCUCUGGGAUGGUACACAUUUACCAAUGUUGCCAAUACAAGUCUUGGAAAGUGACCGGUCUCCUACCAUGGUCUGCUCUUCUCUUUACAGCUGGGUUCAUAACGCGUACUAUCGGCGCCUUUGGACAGUGGGGGAAUGUGGGUAUCUACAUUGCGAGCACCGUUCUGUUGCUGGCUGCACCACCCGUCUAUGAGGGCGCCAACUACUUCACUCUGGGCCGCAUCCUUUACUAUAUCCCAUACCAUUCGCCCAUUCAUCCUGGGCGCGUUUUCACCACUUUUGUGGCGGUUGGUGUUGUGAUCGAGGCUAUCACCGGCAACGGGGCUGCGCUGGUUGCCAACUCUGAGGCGACGGAAGGCAAGAGAAAGACAGGAGAGGGAUUGCUUAAAGCAGCUCUGAUCCUGCAACUUGUGCUUAUGGCUGCCUUUGUUGCCUUGGCUGCCAGGUUCCACUACAAUUGUCAUCGUGGUGGUGUCUUGAACAGCAAGAUCAAGCGGGCCUUGUACGUGUUGUAUUGCAGUUGCACCCUCAUUACUGUGCGCACGAUCUACCGGACGGUGGAAUAUUUCAGCGCCACGAGUCUCAAUAUCUAUAGUGGCGGCAACCAGAUUAGCCCAAUCCUCAAGGAUGAGUGGUUUUUCUGGAUUUUUGAGGCUGUUGUCAUGUACCUCAAUACCAUCUUGCUGAAUGUCUGCCAUCCGAUGCAGUGGCUCCCACGCUCCAACAAAAUAUAUCUUGCCACGGAUGGCGUUACCGAAAUCGAAGGUCCUGGUUAUGACGAUCACCGACCAGUCAUCUUCACCCUUAUUGAUCCCUUCGACAUCGUUGGUCUUAUCAAGAACAAAGGUAAACAGGAGAAGUAUUGGGAAGCUGAGACAGUCAGCAAGCUCAGCAAAGGUUCGCCUGGACCAUCUGCUGUGUAG
Aspergillus tubingensis is the source of this 1020-nucleotide messenger RNA. RefSeq names its product putative RTA1 domain protein. The transcript has 4 exons. The record is from RefSeq and is a predicted model, not a curated record. Gene Ontology annotation, cellular component: membrane. Bases 1 to 1020 code for a protein of 339 amino acids. Lineage: Eukaryota; Fungi; Ascomycota; Eurotiomycetes; Eurotiales; Aspergillaceae.